Messenger RNA from Symbiodinium pilosum, 286 nucleotides. NCBI's taxonomy places the organism in Eukaryota, Dinophyceae, Suessiales, Symbiodiniaceae. The record is from the annotation of a GenBank genome assembly.
GUUCCUGACCCGCGGCGGGCGCCCUGUGAACGGGGAGCGGCCAGCAAUCCAGAGCUACUCCUUGCGAGCUUCCUACGUUCUCCCUCUACACGCAGCUACCGGCAUCCUAGAGCGUCUCCUCCUUUGCAACUUCUCUGGCGCAUCAACCAUUGCAGAAGAAUCCUCGGAGGAGGAGGUGAAUGGGACCAAGCCCUACCAGGGCUAUCUGAAGUCUGAGGAGGCAAGGUGGAGGGACCGGCUCUGCAAUCUUUGGUCUCUGCUGAGUGCAGAUGGCAAGGAUCUCGCA